This is a messenger RNA of Enterospora canceri, 1116 nucleotides long. NCBI's taxonomy places the organism in Eukaryota, Fungi, Microsporidia, Enterocytozoonidae. The record is from the annotation of a GenBank genome assembly.
AUGCAAAACAUGCGUCAUCGACCAAAAGGGAUUGUUUCAAGUCACCCAACAGAAAUGAGAAACAAUUCAACAAAGGCGGAUUCAGGGGAAUUGGAUGGAAACAGGUACACGGUGGUAGAGAAGCUGGGAGAGGGGAGUUUUGGAGUGGUCUACAAAAUACAGGACAGAAAUGACGAUGAGUUCUAUGCCAUGAAAGUGCCUAGGGAAACAGAAAAGGAUAAGACAAAAAAGUGUAGGAAGGCAGUGGAGUACCUGAAUGCGGAAAUAGAGGCAUUGGAGAGCAUAAGAAGGCAUCAUGGGAUUAUUAGGGCAGUGAGCUACGAGAAGAACGAGUACCUGAUGAUGGAGCUUGGAGGAGGAAGUUGCCUGGAUUUGAUGAGAAGAAGCAGGAAAGUGGUGACACAGGGGAUAUUCAGGGUAUUCGAGAUGGUUCUGGAUGCAUUGGAGCACAUUCACAGCAGUGGAUACGUUUACAGGGACAUUAAGCCUGAGAAUAUUCUACUGAAUUCAUGCAACCAAAAUUCCAUAACUAACCUUAAAUUGGUUGAUUUUGGUUCAGCAAUCAAAAUAUCAGCCAUUCUGAACAAUUCAGUCGUUGGAACCCUGCGAUACUGCUCGAUAAAUUGCCAUCGAGCUAAGGCACCUUGCUUUCUGGACGACCUGGAGAAUCUUGUUUACGUUUGUAUUUGGAUGUACGAGGGGAAACUGCCCUGGGAAGAAAAGUACCUGAAAAUAGUAGAAAGCAGCGUGAUGGAAGAGAGCAGGGUUGAGGACGUGGAAGAGCACAAUAAACAAGUUGUGGGGAGCAGUAGAGCAGCAGACUCACAGCACAAGAGUAGCACGAAUAUGCGAGUUUGUCAAACAAAAAUGAAAUAUAUGGAAGAAGUCAUAAAUGGUAGUAAAACAAGCUUAACCAAAGACAGGAAGUUGCACGAACUGUACAAAUUCAUCAGCAGCUGCCAAAUGAGGCGUAGGAAUCUGCUUAAAAUUGUUGAGAUUCCCACAGUCUACAAUCCCAGGAUUUACGAAAGGAUGCGUGAGAUUAUUCGAAGCAAGGAGAAGAAGACGAUCUCCCAGAGCAUAUACUCGCUAUUCUGUGGCUGUUGUGUGAUAUGA